CGUUCCGGAAGUUGUAGUUUUUUAACUAACACAAUUGUGCGCGUGGUCAGGAGCAACAAGGAGCAGCUCAGCGUGGACAGAGUGUGGCGGUUGCUGUAGCAGCAGUAACAACAGCGGGGUCGUUGUCAGUGGAUGUUGAGCUGAGAAAAAAAAAGAAAGCGCGCGCACACAGUUCCCACCUGAUGCACCUGGCUGCUUUCUGUUACAGGUCCCCUCCUGGCCAGCAUCCCUCCACACUCGCCUACCUGUAACACACACUCCCCCACACAAAAGACAGGCGUAUCAUCAGACACACCCCAUUCCAGCCGCGAGUUAAUCCAUCAAACCUCACUCACGCAAAGUUGUCACUCCACACACACACACACACAAACAGGUUUGCUUUCCCCAAACGCACACACUCUCCUUUUUUAAACUUCGCUGGCAGCAUCAUGCUGAGCCCGGAGCUGUUGCAGAAGCUUGGGUUGCCAGAUCUGGAGGAUGUCAGCCAGUACAUCAAGAGCAUCUCCACCCCCGUGUUAGUCAGCAUGGGGGCAGUGGCUGCCGCGACAACCUACUACCUGGCAACAAGACCCAAGGCCCUCCCACAAGUCUGCGAUCUCAGCAUGCAGUCAGUGGAGAUCCCGGGUGGAGAGUUUGCAAGGCGAUCAGUCCUGCUGAACGGAGAAGGUCACCUGACGCAUGUGUACGAUGAUGCUAGAACAAUGUACGAGUUCUUCCUCAGAGGCGCCCGAGUCUCCAAUAAUGGUCCCUGUCUGGGCUCCAGGAAACCAAAACAGCCCUAUGAAUGGAUGUCCUACAAGGAGGUAAUGGAGCGAACAGAGAAUCUGGGUUCAGCAUUUCUCCACAAAGGACACUCCAAGACCACCAACUGCCACAUCGGCAUCUUCUCUCAGAACAGACCUGAGUGGACCAUCAGUGAGCUGGCAUGUUACACCUAUUCUCUGGUGUCAGUCCCUCUGUACGACACGCUGGGAACAGAAGCCAUCGGCUACAUCAUAGACAAAGCUUCCAUCUCGACCAUAGUGUGUGACGUGGUAGAUAAAGUCAACCUGGUGCUGGACUGUGUAAAGGACACGGAGCACACUGUGAAAAACAUCGUUCUCAUGGAGACCCCCAGUGAAGACCUGGUCAACAGGGGGCAGCAGGCUGGAAUUCACAUCCUCAGCCUGCAGGAGAUGGAGACUAUCGGCAAGGCCAACCAUCAACCACCUGUGCCUCCACGACCAGAGGACAUGGCCGUGGUCUGCUUCACCAGCGGAACAACAGGAAACCCAAAGGGAGCUAUGUUGACUCAUGGGAAUAUUGUGGCCAACUGCUCAGCCUUCAUCAAAACGACAGAGUUCCAGUGUCCAGUCAAUCCCAGCGACGUCCACAUUUCCUUCCUACCCUUGGCUCACAUGUUUGAGAAAGUAGUCCAGGGAGUGAUGAUAGUACACGGAGCCAGCAUUGGCUACUUCCAGGGAGAUAUACGCACGCUGUCAGAUGACCUGAGCACACUGAAACCAACUGUGUUCCCCGUGGUACCCCGACUCCUGAACAGAAUGUAUGAUAAGAUCUUUGGGCAGGCCAACAGCUCUCUGAAGCGCUGGGUGCUGGACUUUGCCUUCAGGAGGAAGGAAGCCGAGAUGCUGAAAGGCAUCAUGAGGAGAGACACCAUCUGGGAUCGUCUCAUCUUCCGGAAAGUCCAGGCCAGUCUUGGAGGUCGCGUGCGUCUCAUGGCAACAGGAGCUGCUCCCAUCUCUCCCACUGUUCUCACCUUCCUCAGAGCUGCAAUCGGCUGUCAGUUCUUUGAAGGUUACGGACAAACAGAGUGUACUGCUGGAUGCACCUUGACCAUGCCUGGAGACUGGACUGCAGGUCACGUCGGAGCUCCUCUGCCCUGUAACACAAUUAAACUGGUGGACGUGUCUGAGAUGAACUACCUGGCUGUAAACGGGGAGGGAGAGGUGUGUGUGAAGGGUCCUAACGUGUUCCAGGGCUAUCUGAAGGACCCUGAGAAGACUAAAGAGGCCAUCGACGAAGACGGGUGGCUCCACACAGGAGACAUCGGGAAAUGGCUACCGAACGGCACUCUGAAGAUCGUGGACAGGAAGAAGCACAUCUUUAAGCUGGCACAGGGGGAGUACAUUGCCCCUGAAAAGAUAGAGAAUCUCUACACGAGGAGCGACGCGGUGGCACAGAUCUAUGUGCACGGAGACAGUCUGCAGGCAUGUCUGGUAGCAAUGGUGGUUCCUGACCCUGAUUUCCUGCCUAGCUGGGCAAAGAGGACCCUGGGACUGCAGGGCAGCUACCAAGAACUAUGUGGCCGAGCGGAAGUCAAGGCUGCAAUCUUUGAAGACAUGCAGCGACUUGGCAAAGAAGGAGGACUCAAGUCCUUUGAGCAGGUAAAGGCCAUCCGCAUCCACACCGAGAUGUUCUCAAUCGAGAACGGCCUGCUCACUCCGACUCUGAAGGCCAAGAGGAACGAAAUGGGGAAGUACUUCAGAUCCCAGAUAGACGAGCUGUACGCUGGGAUCAAAAUGUAAAGCGGUAGAGCGAGUGGAAGAGCAGACAUGAGAGCUCUACCGAAGGUGUUUUUAGAUUUUUAGAAAGGAAAGAGGCAGAGUACAAACUAAAGCAAAUGAAGAGGUCCAACGAUCAUCAACCUGUUUAGCCUUCAUGAACAGUAACAACAGAAACGACAGGAACACAAAGUGAUUCAGAGCAUUUAUAACAAAAACACUUACCAUUAGGAUCUACGGCAUGGAAUACAAAACCACUGGAGGGUCCAGAGUAGAUUUUAUGCUUACAAUAAAUGUAUCUAUGAAGGAGCUUUGAUCAUGUGAUGAUUCCAAUCAGCUAUUUUGUAACGUCGCUUCAGCAUUUUGAAGGGAAAUAUCAAAGUUUAGCUCUGUAGCAUCUCAGGACACACACAUAAGCACAAACCUAUUUAUUUAAAGGAUAAAGAGGGAAGACUCAGGUCAUUGAAACGGGUUACUGUAAAUGUCGAUGAAGAGUCCUAUUGUGAUACUUCACAUUCAACAUUUCAGUGUCUUGGAGAUUUUUUUUGUUUUUUGUCAGACGUCAUAAUUUUAUUUUAAAACUGUGUUUCUUGAGUUUGUUCAAUAGGAAGUUUAAGUCCACAAUAAACAGGAUUGUUUCUGUUGGAACGUCUGAAUAAUGAAAAAGCAAGCCAGCUGAAUGAGCCAUAUUAAAGAGUAGAAACAAAGCUAGCUGCACACCAGGAAUUCAGGUACUCCAGAACAAUCAGUGUCAAUGUUUUAAUUUAUUUAUGACGCUAACGAGAUUUGUCAAAGAAAUCAGUUUU
Molecule: messenger RNA, 3307 nt
Organism: Larimichthys crocea (large yellow croaker)
Lineage: Eukaryota; Metazoa; Chordata; Actinopteri; Sciaenidae
Product: long-chain-fatty-acid--CoA ligase 1-like
Exons: 22
Coding region: 429-2525 (698 amino acids)
Biological process (GO): long-chain fatty acid metabolic process
Cellular component (GO): membrane; endoplasmic reticulum
Molecular function (GO): long-chain fatty acid-CoA ligase activity
Source: RefSeq, a predicted model, not a curated record